AUGAUGCUCAGAGCAAGCGGUUCAAUAUUCCGAACAACAGUGCUUUUCCCAACCCCAAUUUCAAGCAGCAGCAAUAACAACAACAACAGAAUCGAUUAUUCUCAUUUCCUUAACAACCGAAGAAGAAGCAGAAUAACAACAGUGGUGUGCGGUCUCCGUUCAUGCAAAAAAAAAAAGCCACCGUCAAUGGUAAUUUCAAAAGAAAGCGUUCAAGUUAUUCACGCUCUCAAACUCGCCAGAAAUUCCGACGAUAAAAUCAACCAAGUUCUUAAGUCAAAACUCCUCAGACUCUUGAAGGCUGAUGUGUUGGACGUUUUGGCUGAAUUGCAAAGACAAAACCAACUCCAUUUAUCUCUUAAGGUUUUCGAGUUUAUUAUUGGCGAGGAGGAAGCUGGGAAUGAUGCAUUGCUGUUACAGUUGUAUUCUGACAUGAUACUGUUAUUGGGAAAGAAUAAGAUGUUUGAGAUGGCGAAAGAGAUGUUCGAUCGGGUGGUGGAAAAGGGGUUGAAACCGGAUACGAGGUUGUUUAAUGAGAUGAUUGGGGUUUAUUUGCAAGAUGGUAAUACUGAGAAGGCGUUGGAGGUUUACGGAUCAAUGAAGGGUUUAGGUUCGGGGUGUUUGCCGGAUGAAUUGACGUUUACGAUAUUGAUUAGAAGUCUAAUGAAGAAUGGAGAAAAUGAGCUUGUUGAAAGUUUGAAAAAGGAGAGUUUUGAUUAUGUUAAUGCACCUGAUAAAUUUGUUCAGAAAGUUCAGCAAAUACAUGCAAAACGACAUGUCAAUCUGGUUGUGUAA
Vicia faba (fava bean) is the source of this 792-nucleotide messenger RNA. The record is from the annotation of a GenBank genome assembly. Lineage: Eukaryota; Viridiplantae; Streptophyta; Magnoliopsida; Fabales; Fabaceae.